AUGGCAGCAAUGAAAACUUUGAGCAUUGUAACAGUCAUAGUUCUGCUUAAUGCAUUAAUUGUGGAUAGCUGGAAACCAGGCCAUGCAACAUUUUAUGCAGACCAAUCUAUGGGUGGAGGUUGUGGAUAUGAUGAUUUACAUAGUGGAUAUGGGAUAGCAAAUGGGGCUUUAAGUGGCGCCUUGUUCAACAAUGGGGCAACAUGUGGAGCUUGCUACAAGAUUGUAUGUGAUUUAAGGCAAGAUCCACAAUGGUGCAUUCCAGGGACACAAAUUAUAAUCACUGCCACCAAUUUAUGCCCUGCUAAUCCUGCACUACGCAGUGAUAAUGGAGGGUGGUGCAAUCUGCCGCUUGAGCAUUUCGACCUGUCACAACAAGCUUUCUUACAGAUUGCCAAAUACAAAUCUGGAAUUGUGCCCAUUAAAUACAAAAGAGUCCAUUGCAUAAAGAAUGGGGGAAUUAAAUUUACCAUCAAUGGUAGCAAUUACUUUGAGUUAGUACUGAUAAGCAAUGUGGGUGGACGAGGAGACCUUAUUGCAGUGUGGAUUAAAGGCUCGCAGACUGGGUGGCAGCAAAUGACCAGAAACUGGGGAGCAAAUUGGAUGAGCAAUUCAUAUUUUAAUGGACAAAGUCUGUCAUUCAGAGUUAUGAGCAGCAAUGGAAAAAGUCUCACCUUUUAUAAUUUGGUUCCUUCUAAUUGGCAAUUUGGUCAAACAUUUGUUUCUCGUGAGCAGUUCCGUUGA
Molecule: messenger RNA, 741 nt
Organism: Cryptomeria japonica (Japanese cedar)
Lineage: Eukaryota; Viridiplantae; Streptophyta; Pinopsida; Cupressales; Cupressaceae
Product: expansin-A8-like
Exons: 3
Coding region: 1-741 (246 amino acids)
Biological process (GO): plant-type cell wall organization
Cellular component (GO): extracellular region
Source: RefSeq, a predicted model, not a curated record